AUGAAUUACAUCGAGAUGGAAGAACGUGAAUAUAAGCCACUUUUAGAAGAAGUGGAUAACAAAAACAGUAUAAUAAUAAAUAAGAAGGAAUAUUAUAACAUGUAUGAAAACAAUAAUAUAAAUAAUGAUAAUAUUAAUAUACAUCAACGUGUGCCAUUAGGUACACCUCUAACAUAUAUUUCUGGUAAUCCUGGGGAUUAUAUACAACACGUAGAUAUGUAUAAUGUUGAGGAGGAAAAAGAAGGGAAAAAAAGAUUAGCAACAGAUAUAAAAUAUAUUAACUAUUUUGUUACUUAUUUUAUGAUUUCAUUGAUUAUUAUAUGCUAUUAUUUUUAUUAUGGUAAAUAUAGUCGUAUAUUAUAUGGCAUAAAUUACAAUGGGAAAAUAUGUGGAAAUGAACUAUAUAAAUAUCCAUAUUUAUACUUCCCUCUUACUCCUAAAAAAAAUAAACCUGAAAUAUUAAGUACCUAUGCUAAAUGCUUAGAGUCUUGUCCAUCAUCUGAUAUUGUUUCAAAAGAUAUAACAGAUUUAAAUAAAGAUAAAAAUAAAGAUAAGAAUAAAUAUUUUGUAGAAUCCUAUUUUUUUUCUCAUAAAAAAAAUAAUAAUAAUAUGGUUAUUGAUAAAAGAGGAAAUAAUGCAACAAAUAUAAUAUAUAGUGAUUAUACAAAAAGCCCAAAUAAUAAUUUGUAUGUUGAAUAUUCUUUAAAUUCUCCAUAUUAUGAUACUGUAAAUAUUAUGAAUAUAUGUUACCCUAAAGAUAAAUUAUUAAGAGAAAAAGUUGCAAAUAUUAUAUUUACAAACAGAUAUAAAACAUUUGUUAAUUUAUUUUCUCUUCAUAACUCUUUUAUUUUUAUAUUUCUUUUUGUUUCUACUACUAUUGUGUUAUGUUUCCUUUAUUUACUUCUCUUAUAUAUGUCAUCAACUCCAACGUUUUAUUUGUUUUUAAUAUCAUUUGUUUCUUUGAUGUUUUUCUUACCCAUUUAUUUUAUUCAUAAACAUUUAUAUAUGAUAUAUAAUCCUGUCAAAGCAUCCCUUUUUUCCCAUCAAUAUUUUAUUUCCAUAUUUAUAUGUAUCCUCAUAUUUAUUCAAUCCAUUUUUUUUCUCUCUAUUUUUUUUAUAUAUAAAAGUACCUACAAGUACACAUCUCAGAUAAUAGGAAUUACCUUGAAAUUCAUUUAUAAAAUGAAAAAUAUAAUUUACUCCCCCAUUAUUGUGUCAGGUAUAUCAUUUAUCUGGUUUUUCAUUUGGUUAUAUAUUUAUGUUAUGAUAAUGACAGCUGGAGGGAUACAUGAAAAAAGGUUGCGAAUGGAAUUAGAUACGAAUGGUUUUAGUGAAAUAAUGCCCCUUCAAAAAAUUUUUUAUUAUUUCAAAAGUUCUUCAUUUUUUUCUAUAUUAUGGGUGUAUUCCUAUUUUUUUAUUUGUGAAAUUUUACAAAGCUUAAAUCAGUUUACUAUAAAUUAUUUGGGCACUGUAUGGUAUUUUAGUGAUAAAUCAAAUUUUCCAAAAAAAAAUAAUGUCUGGAAGGUUAUGAAAACAAUAAUAAAUUAUCAUUUGGGAAGUUUGAUUUUAUCAAGUUUUAUUAAUUUAUUGUUUAAGCCUUUACGUGUUAUUUUCUUUUGGACAAAUAGCACUUUAUCUCUUCCUUUUUUUUAUAAUCAUAUUAUACAUAAGAUAAAGCAUAAUUUUUAUAUUUUUUUAAGGCCUAUUUCUAAGAUAAUCGAUUCUUAUACAUCAGCUGCAUAUUGUGAAAUGUCUAUAUCUUCAUAUAAUUAUUUGUUUGCAUGUGAUACCUCAUGUAAAAAACUAAUAAAUUCAACAUCCCCUGCGGCAGCGUUGCAUGGAAUAACCUAUAUAUUGAAUAUAAUAUUCCCAUGUUUUACUACCCUGAUUAUUACUUUUUUGUCAUUUAAUAUUUUUAAUAAUUUUCAAAGGUAUAAUGAUUUGUUUUCAUCUAAUUUUAUACCCAGUCCCUUUUUUGCUUCCCUUAUAAUUGGUAUAUUAUGCGGAAUUAUUUCGUCUUAUUUUAUUACCCUUAUAUCAUCUCUAUGUGAUUGCGUAUUAUAUUGUUUUAUUUGUGAAUGUUAUAAAAACCAAAUAAUUGAUGAGGAUCCUAUGAGAAAUAUAUUUACACCGUCAAUAUUAAGAAAUUUUAUAUUAGAAAUAUAUGAUGAAUAUAAUUCGAAUUUGUGA
Messenger RNA from Plasmodium adleri (nom. inval.), 2190 nucleotides. Its product is annotated as conserved Plasmodium membrane protein, unknown function. The record is from RefSeq and is a predicted model, not a curated record. Gene Ontology annotation, biological process: transmembrane transport. Gene Ontology annotation, molecular function: transmembrane transporter activity. Gene Ontology annotation, cellular component: membrane. Bases 1 to 2190 code for a protein of 729 amino acids. Lineage: Eukaryota; Apicomplexa; Aconoidasida; Haemosporida; Plasmodiidae. The transcript has 10 exons.